This is a messenger RNA of Linderina pennispora, 1920 nucleotides long. Its product is annotated as kinase-like protein. Bases 43 to 1839 code for a protein of 598 amino acids. Gene Ontology annotation, biological process: peptidyl-threonine phosphorylation; peptidyl-serine phosphorylation. The transcript has a single exon. The record is from RefSeq and is a predicted model, not a curated record. Lineage: Eukaryota; Fungi; Kickxellomycota; Kickxellomycetes; Kickxellales; Kickxellaceae. Gene Ontology annotation, molecular function: protein serine/threonine kinase activity; ATP binding.
CUCCGCACUUAAACAAUUAACCACUUACGCAUUUCUCUUACAAUGGGCGCCUUGAACAACCACCAGUACGCAGAGGAGGACGGUGAGAUAAUCGAGCCCUCUCGACCAAGCGGCCGUCGCUUGGCACACAGUGCGCUUCUAGCACGUACAGUCGCUGCUGAGAAGGAGACGCCCAGCCCACUGACUCGUACCAGCAAGCGCCAGCGCAGUCCUGAAAAGGUUUACGUGCCAGGCGAUAAACCCAGAUCGAGCACCCUGGAUAGCAAGGCAGCAAAGGUUGACGACAAAAGAGCAACGGUAAAUACAGGAGCCGCCAAUGAGGCGACUGCUGACGAAGAAGACAUUGAUAUUGAUGCUCUGUUGCGAGACAACGAUGACGAAGAUGAGAGGUUUCUUGAAGAGAGGCGCAAGCGUCGUCGCGAAAUUUUGCUAAAAUUUGAAAACUCUGACGCUCAUGACCCUGAUAGCCAUAUUAGAGGCUCUAGGCCAGAUGCUAGUGUAGCUGAGGAUUCAGGAUUUUUGCUGGAGAAGACGAAUGCAAAAGCAGCACCCAAUAGCGAAGGACUAUCCGCGGCAGACUACAGCCCAGACCGUGACUCGAAUGAGGACGAUGUGCGCCACAGAAUAGCAGCGAAGCAGACUGCCGCGGCCGCAAGGCGGGAUAUUCCUGCUAAGGACGACAGCGACGACGAUUUCGACAUGUUUGCUGAUGACGAUGCGGUCGAUACCAGCAGCAAUGUGCCCAAAUCAGGCGCUAUCUCAGCAGCGGUGACUACGGCGAUGGCCGACAACUGGGAUGACGCCGAUGGGUACUACCAGAUUAUUAUUGGCGAAAAGCUGGACGGCAGGUACCUGGUGCAGUCAUUCCUUGGACAGGGCGUGUUUAGCUCAGUUGUAAAGGCGCUCGAUAUUGAGAACGACAACAAGCCGGUGGCAAUCAAGCUCAUCCGCAGCAACGAGAUUAUGCAACAGGCUGGUAUCAAGGAGCAGCAGAUUCUUGAGCGGCUCCAUGAGACGGACAAGACCGGUAGGAGCCAUGUGGUCCGGCUUCUGGGGAGCUUUAUGCACCGCAACCACCUAUGUCUGUGCUUUGAGCUACUGGGCAUGAAUCUGCGCGAGGUGGUGCGCAAGUUUGGACGCGACUCUGGACUGAGUCUGCAGGCAGUGCGCGUAUACGGUAUGCAGCUGAUGCUGGCACUAGAUCACCUGCGCAAGAACCGUGUGCUGCACGGCGAUCUCAAGCCCGAUAACUGUUUUGUGUCCGAGCAGCGCAGUGUGGCUAAGCUGGGUGACCUGGGGUCGGCGUGCGAUGUCGAGGAGAACGAAAUCACGCCGUACCUGGUCAGCCGGUUCUACCGAGCACCCGAGAUCAUCCUUGGCAUGCCCUACGACUACGCCAUUGAUAUGUGGUCGCUGGGCGUGACGCUGUUUGAGCUAUACACAGGCAAGAUCAUGUUUCCGGGACGCAACAACAACGAGAUGCUGAGGCUGAUGAUGGAAGCGCGCGGUCACUUCUCCAGCCGAGUGCUUAGGCGCGGGCAGCUGUGGCAACAGCACUUUGAGGACAACGGCGGCAGCAUGAUGGACUUUGUUAGCCGUUCGACGGACAAGGUCUCGAACCGAACCACGACGCAGCGCAUGGCAUUCACAAAGCCCACUAAGGAUAUCAAGUCGAGGGUUUUGUCGGCGACGCCGUCGGAUUCAGCGGCCGAAGAGAUCCAGACAGCGCUGCGGUUUGCGCAGCUGCUGGAUCGGUGCCUCGAGCUCAGCCCAGAAAAGCGGAUCACGCCCGACGAAGCACUGCAGCAUCCGUUCUUUGCAACGCCGAAGAUAAAAUAAGGUACAUUCGUGGUGUCCCACGCACGAGAUGCUGUAAAAUGUUUGGGUGCUAUAAAAUGUUUGGGUGCUAUAUAAAUUUGG